AUGUCUCUUAUGUGCACAUUCUACAAUCCCUCAGAGCUCGACAAGCUAUUUGACGAUGCUUUCAAUGCUCGCUUACGUCCCUUCCCUAACCACGAGGGUAGUACUGUUUUGACUCGCCGGGAUCGGGCGUUCCCCAGGAUGGACCUACAUGAGAACACCGAGACCAAGACUGUAACUGCGACAUUCGAGCUUCCUGGUCUCAAACAAGAAGAUGUCAACGUAGAGGUCCACGGAAACCGCUUGACCAUCUUCGGAGAGUCAAAGCGUUCGGAGAACUAUGACAAGGGCGGUUAUGUGGUGCAAGAGCGUUCAUAUGGCAAGUUCUCCAGGACCCUUCAGAUUCCUCAAGGAAUCAAGGCUGAGGAUGUCCACGCGAUGAUGGAGGACGGAGUGCUCACUGUUAGCUUCCCGAAGGCUGGACGGGACCAGCAACCUCAGCGUGUUACGAUCGCGUGA
Suillus bovinus is the source of this 456-nucleotide messenger RNA. RefSeq names its product HSP20-like chaperone. Gene Ontology annotation, biological process: response to salt stress; protein folding; protein complex oligomerization. The record is from RefSeq and is a predicted model, not a curated record. The transcript is spliced from 3 exons. NCBI's taxonomy places the organism in Eukaryota, Fungi, Basidiomycota, Agaricomycetes, Boletales, Suillaceae. The coding region runs from base 1 to 456 and encodes 151 amino acids.